UGCAACUUUCAAAAUCAAAAGCUAGGGUUUAGCCCAUCACCCCAAAACAUGAAGCGUAAAUUUUCCGAACGCAUCCCCAAAGCUCCAUGGCAGAUCCAAUCUCCUUCACCGCGAGGUCAUCGGCUUCGUCGCAGCUCCGAUUCCCGGUUCCCCAUCACAACGCCCCCAACAACCACAGAUAUCAGCGGCAAGAAAGGAGUCAAAUUUACGAAUCUCGAUGACGAAAAUCGCAGACCCCCAAGAACUGAAUCUGAUAAUGCGAAGACUUCCGAGUAUGCAUUCUUCAAGAAAUUGAAGGAAGAUGCAAGCCACAAACAUCACUCUUGUUCUGAGAGCAAAGAGGCGUACCGAGGAAGCAAUUCAAAGCCGAGAGACAGUUCCAGAGAGAGGACUAACAUGGUUCGGAAUAAGAGCGACGACGUCAGGUCCUCAGUGUUCAACAAAGAUGUCACAGAAGAUAGCUUUGAGUCAUCUCACGCACUACCUGGCAGUGCAUCGAGAAACUCAGGAUCAAAUAGGACGAGAGCUCGAGCAACAUUGGAGGAUUUACACAGGAAAAAGAAAUAUAUGGUAGAGGAAACUGAAAACACCAUGAAACCUAUAGGAAAAGGGCUAGAUCUCUUUGAAGAGACAGAAACUCAAUGCAGGCAUGCAAACGUUUUUGAUAGGAAGAGACAGAAAUUACUUCAUUGGGUCAGAGAAACCUCCAUUCCCGAAAUUGAUGAUGGGUCCAGUUUGGUUUCUGUUCUCCUCAGUCGGCUGAUCCCCACGAGCAAUGGGAACAAUAAUGUUAAGAAUCCAAAGUUAAUGAAAGUGGUGCCCGUUGACGAGUCUAUGCCACUUCCAUCCUUUGAGUCAGAUAUUCAUUUCAAGGAACUUCAAUUGGCACCUACUAAAAGCUUUAUGGAUCUUGGUUGUGACCCUUAUUUCGGUGAUGCGACAUUAUCUUGUAGGGCAAAGAGAUCAAGAGAUAUGGUUUCCUGCUCCUAUUCUCCAACUAGUGAUGCUUACAAGAACCAUCUUGAUUACACAGUGUGGGAACCUGACUCUGAAUUACUAGGAGGAAGUGCAAUUUUAUGUCCGAAUAGUGAUUCAUAUUCUAUUCUCCCAUUCAAAGAAUAUGGAUUGGUGACAUCUGGCUAUGUCAAAGAGUCGGAUAUAUUCUAUCAGCCACCUGAAUAUAUGGUUGGAAGAGAGCCAUGCACUCCUAUACUGGAUUGGGAUUUUGACAGGACAGAUGAAGAAAGAAAAUUAUUUAACUUGUCAAGAUACAGAGCAGACUCUGAACUACUAGGAAGUAGUACAAUGUCAUGUCCGAUGAUUGAUUCAGAUUAUGUUCUUCCAUUCAGGGAAUAUGGAUUGAGGGAACCUAGCCAUGUUAAAGAGCUGGAUGUAUUCUGUCAGCCAAAUGAAUUUAUGGUUCGGGAAGAGCUAGGUGCUCCUAUGCUGGGUUGGGAUUUUGAUAGCACAGAUGAAGAAAGAAAAUUAUCUAACUUGUCAAGAUACAGAGCAGAGUCUAAACUACUAGGAAGUAGUCCAAUGUCAUGUCCUAGGAUUGAUUCAGAUUAUGUUCUUCCAUUCAGGGAAUAUGGAUUGAGGGAAACUAGCCAUGUUAAAGAGCUGGAUGUAUUCUGUCAGCCGAAUGAAUAUAUGGUGCGGAAAGAGCCAUGUGUUCCUAUGCUGGGUUGGGAUUUUGAUAGCACAGAUGAAGAAAGAAACUUGUCUAGCUUAUCAAGAUAUAGAGCUGACUCUGAAUUACUGGGAGGUACUGCAAUUUCAUGCUCUAUGAGUGAUGUAGAUUCUGUGCUUCCAUUUAAAGAAUAUGGGUUGAGGGCAUCUAACCAUGCCGAAGAGCUGGAUGUUUUCUAUAAGCCAAACAAAUAUUUGGUUGGAAGAGAAACUUGCGCUCUGAUGCUAGGUUGGGAUUUUGACACCGCGAAGGAAAGAAACUCAUCUAACCUAUCAGGACGUACAGCUGGACACACAUCUGCAUGCGUGGCCGGUUAUCACAGCCAUGAUGACGAAAGACAGUGUCUUGAAGGCAAGUAUGAACUACAAUCAGAUUUUCACCAAAUUGAUCUCCCCUUAACCCUAUCAUGCAUACCAACCCUUCUAAAUCGAGCCUGGGGUUGCAUUGAUGACAGAGUAUGGGAAGGUGGCACAACAUUCUUUUCUCUCCAAAAUGACCAUUGGUUUAGGCGGAAGAUUAUCAAUAAGGGGCAUCCUUAUCCUAAUGCAGAAUCUCUCCUUCAACUAGGUGGUUCCUCGGGGGAUCAUUAUUCAUCUACAUGUCAAGCUCUACAAUUUCCCAGAGAGGAAAUAUCUUCCCAGCUUCUUACUUUCGAUGAUAUGAACAUCAGAUGCCUGAAUGACUCACCUCAUAAAAGAACUCUUACUCAUUUCAUCAAAGAUAAUGUCAACGUCCACGACAGCUCAGCCCUUUGCCUCCAGAUAUCACUCGACAGACAGAAGGCUCAGCCCUUGGGGAUUGAUAUUGACAAGCCAAGCUGGGAUGGGAGUGAAAGGGAGAUAAGUUUUGAUGAUGGUGAUGUCAAUUAUAUUCAAUUGUAAAGUGUAAUGGCUACAUCGGAAACUUCAAAUUUUGGGGCAGAGAUUAGUUUUCAGGAUUGCAGCAUUAUGUUCAGGGACCAGUUGCUACAUCCAUAUGAAUCACAGUUCUGCCUUCUUUGACUUUCUGAUGAAUUGAUGAUCAUUAAGCAUCGUGGGUUAAAUGCUUUGUUUUAGUGCGGUAGACAUGUCCAGCCAUUAUUAUCUGAGCAGGUGCUUGCUAAUUGCUUUGUCUACUUUUAGCAGAAAGAAUGCAACUUGACAUUUUGCCCCAGUGUAUGUUGACGUCAACUUCUAGUCUCAACAGCAUUGAUCGCAUCUCUCAAGUGGCGCGGGAUGCAGGUGGAAGUCUAGUGUAGGGUUGUUCUACUUACAUGAACAAGUUCUAGCAUUUCCCAAUGUGAGCUGUAAAUAUGGUACAAAUAGUUUUGAAUACGUCGUUAAAACUCAAAGACUUAUAUAUAGCUUUGUAUAACCCUUUUAGUAUUGUUACUAUAGAAUGGUGUCCUUUAGUUAUAACGACAAAAAAAUGGAUUUGUACAUGUGGGGGGUUACGUAUCAAUUCAAACUAGACUGUUUUCAUGAUUUCUAUAGAAACAAGGGAUGUGUUGCUAGGAUCAUCCAAGAAAAUUAAAUGAGAGUUCUUCAUAUUGCUUCCUCUUACCUUUGCUGCAUCAGAUUGUCAAACUUGAAUUUAAGGAUGUUAGGUAUUCGGUAGAUUUUACAGAUUCUACUUCAACUUUCAAAGUAGUUGAGGCGAGGGCAACAUUUCAUGGAAAUGAAAACUCAUAAGAAUUGAAUGCCGUUGUGGAGGACCCCUGGAUUUGGCAAACAAGUCAUCGGUGCCUUACUUGUGAGGUUACAGGUGAAAAUGAUGUGUUCAGAUUAAAACCGUCUUGAUUGUGAAAAUUCAUAACAGCACGAGUGGCAAUUAGUAGUGGUUGCCAUAAAUUAAUUCUAGAACCAAGAGAAGUAUCUAUGGAGGCUCGGAGCCCCGAAACCCACUGCAUUUAGGAGGAAGAACUAUGUGGUCCCAUGUGACGAUGUCAUCUGUCCCCUGAUCUUCGCCGGAAUUGUAAUUCUGGCACGGAAGAGGUGGUGAUAUCACAUGCGCAGUUUUGGGUUAAAUUUUGAAUGUGUGUUUGGAAAAGCUCAUAUUUUCUAUGUUCA
Molecule: messenger RNA, 3738 nt
Organism: Rosa rugosa (rugosa rose)
Lineage: Eukaryota; Viridiplantae; Streptophyta; Magnoliopsida; Rosales; Rosaceae
Exons: 8
Coding region: 49-2571 (840 amino acids)
Source: RefSeq, a predicted model, not a curated record